AUGAAAAAAGGUGCAGAUGUGGUAGCUGACAUUACAAAAACAACAUCAAAUCCAAAUGUUGAAGUUAUGGAACUUCAUCAAGAUUCGUUACAAUCCGUACGAAAGUUUGCGGAUGAGUACAUACAACGAAAAUUACCAUUAAACAUUUUGAUAUGUAACGCCGGUAUCAUGGCCUGUCCGUAUCAAAAAACUGAAGAUGGGUUUGAAUCACAACUUGCAGUGAAUCACCUUUCACAUUUUCUUCUGACAAUGCUUUUGUUACCAGUACUGAAGGCUAGUAAACCGUCGCGUGUAAUUGUCGUCAGUUCGAUAGCACACCGUUGGGGAAAUAUCAAUUUUGAUGAUGUUAACUUUGAAAAAAGUUACGAUAAAUGGAAAGCUUAUGGUCAGGCCAAAACAGCGAACAUUUUGUUUGCAAAACAGUUUAGCAAGUUGUAUGCAAAUGAAGGGGUACAAGCGUUUUCUUUGCAUCCAGGCGCGAUUAUGUCGGGACUACAAAAAGAUCUUGCGAAGGAAGAAAUGGAUGCAAUGGGAUGGUUUAAUGAGGAAAAGAAGGAAAAAUGGAAAAAUGUAGAAGAAGGUGCGUCCACAACAGUCUGGGCUGCUCUGGCACCAGAAUUAAACGGAAAAGCAGGUGAAUAUUUAGAAGAUUGUGCUAUAAGCAGCAAAGGUGAACUAAACGAGUCAGAUUGGGCAGGCAUGGCCCCACACGCCUGUGAUAUGAAAACCGCAGAAUGGUUGUGGGAUUUAAGCGGCAAAAUGACGGGUUUAUAA
Didymodactylos carnosus is the source of this 774-nucleotide messenger RNA. Lineage: Eukaryota; Metazoa; Rotifera; Eurotatoria; Philodinida; Philodinidae. The record is from the annotation of a GenBank genome assembly.